Molecule: messenger RNA, 974 nt
Organism: Spirodela intermedia
Lineage: Eukaryota; Viridiplantae; Streptophyta; Magnoliopsida; Alismatales; Araceae
Source: the annotation of a GenBank genome assembly
AUGGCACUGCCAAGGAGAAUCAUCCUGGUGCGGCACGGGGAGAGCAUGGGGAACCUCGAUAUGGCCGCCUACAGCACGACGCCGGAUUAUCGCAUCCCCCUGACGCCGCUCGGGGUUCAGCAGGCGCGCGCCGCCGGGAUGAACAUCCGGGAUCUCCUCUCCUCCGCCUCCGUCGGCGACUGGAAGGUGUACUUCUACGUGUCCCCUUACGAGCGCACCCGCUCGACGCUGCGCGAGCUGGGGCGGGCCUUCCCCCGCCGCCGCGUCGUCGGCGUCCGCGAGGAGUGCCGCAUCCGCGAGCAGGACUUCGGCAACUUCCAGGUGGAGGAGCGCAUGCGAGCCAUCAAGGAGACCCGCCAGCGCUUCGGCCGCUUCUUCUUCCGCUUCCCCGAGGGCGAAUCCGCCGCCGACGUCUUCGACCGCGUCGCCAGUAGGAACCCUGGAAACCGUCGCCAUGAAUAUUCGCUCGCUCAUUGUUUUCAGUGGGGGGGUUGACUUUGAGCUCGGGAGUUGCAGGUUUCAUGGAGACGCUGUGGAGGGACAUCCACAUGAGGCGGCUGAACCAGGAGGAAGGGCGGGAGAUGAACCUGGUGAUCGUUUCCCACGGGUUGACCUCACGGGUGUUCUUGAUGAAGUGGUUCAAGUGGACGGUGGAGGAGUUCGAGAGGCUAAACAAUCCCGGCAACUGCGAUGUAAGGGUGAUGGAGCUCGGCCCCUGCGGGACCGAGUACAGCCUCGCAGUCCACCACUCCACCGAGGAGCUCGAGAGCUGGGGACUCUCGCCGGAGAUGAUCGCCGACCAGCGGUGGCGCGCCGCCGCUUGCCGCGGUCCCUGGUCUGAUGAUUGUCCCUCCUACUUGGACGGCUUCCUCGACCUUCUCGACGACGACGACGACGAAGGUGGCGGCGACGAGGACGAAGGCGGCGCCGCCAGAGAGGGGUGCCGCCCCAUCGAGAGCUCUUCCUCGGGUUGA